This is a messenger RNA of Pararge aegeria (speckled wood butterfly), 3863 nucleotides long. RefSeq lists its product as uncharacterized. The coding region runs from base 188 to 3490 and encodes 1100 amino acids. Lineage: Eukaryota; Metazoa; Arthropoda; Insecta; Lepidoptera; Nymphalidae. The record is from RefSeq and is a predicted model, not a curated record. The transcript is spliced from 6 exons.
GGAUAAAAAUAUAUUCAAUUAAAAAUAAAUGUUUUCUGUGACAGUGAAAUAAAAUAUUUUGUAUACAUACAGUAUAAUUUAACCAACUAUUGAUUAGUUUGGAGUCCAAAUAUCAUUCGUCUUCUGAUUAUGUUAGAGCUUGCAACCUGCAAUUAUAUUUUAGUUUUUAUAUAAAUUUUAGAUAAUCAUGGAGCAAAAUAUAGUGGUUAAGACAGAAGUUCAACCUAAUGGAGACAUACUUUUAUUCUAUGUUGACGAACAUAACGGAGAUCCAAGUGCUCUAGAAUGUGACCAAGCCAAUGGACAUGUGCUAACAGAUUCGUAUAUGGUUGAAGAUUUUGUUGAUGAGGAUUCCCCCGAUGAGUUUGAAAUAGCCCAAGCUACAGAGCAGGUUGCCAGAGAGAAAUGGCUGGAGGAUGAUAUAAAACGCCUUAUAACCUUCUUUAUAGAUAACAAAGAAACAUUUUUAAGUGGUACCACAAGGAAAAUACACCUAUGGGUUGUAGCAUGUAAAACUAUGUUAACAGAUAAAAGACCAAUCUCUUGUGAAGCCAAGCUCAACACUCUAAAAAAGAAAUAUGCACAGCUGUGUAUUGAUAAACAAAGAGGACAGUUUAUUACAUGGCCAUACUUUGAUCUUUGCCAUCAGGCUUUUCAUGAUGAUAGUUACGUCAAAAUGUGCCUCAGUGAAGCUGCUCGCGACACAGUUGUUGUCAACUUGCCAACUCAGAAUGUAUUAAAUCAAGAUGGUGUUUUUGUUGUUAAAAAAGUAAAUACUGAAAAUAAAGACGAAAGAGUUGAAGACAUGCUUGCUUUGUAUUUGAAAUACAAGAAAAUUUAUAAAAAAGGUCAUAAUACACCAAGGAGUAUGUGGGAAACAAUUGCAUUGGAGCUCGGACAUGAAGAUGCCGAGUAUUGGCAAAAACGUUUCCUAAAUUUCAAACAGCAUUAUAUAAGAAUGGUUUAUAAACGAAACGAAUGUGGUUCCGAGGCAAUCAACUGGCCUUACCUCACGUAUUUUGACCAAAUAUAUGCUGAUGACAUUGACUUUCAACAAAAGUUUUGUCAACCAGAAGAUAACAAACUUGAUGUGACCGUAGUUAUAGAAAGUUCUGAGAAACUGUGGAAUGAUAUGGAAAAGACAUUUCUAGUUAAAUAUUGUUUUGAUUGCUUCAACGAAUUCCAAGAUCGUACAAUACCAAAGAAGUUUCUAUGGAAAGAAGUGGGUAGAUUAAUUGAUAAAGCCCCAGAGGCAUGUAGUCAAAAGUACGAUGAGCUUAAGAAUGAACAUUUGAGUAAACUCUUAGAAGAAGGAUAUAACUUGUAUGAAAGACAACCUAUAGCUAUACUUUUCGAUAACAUUAUAGCUAGGGAAGUCGAAAUUGAACUAGAGAAGGGAGCUGUGACCUCAGAAGAAUGGAAGCCAGAACAAAUAGAUGAAUUCGUACAUUACAUAUACAAUAACAGUAAUAUGAUAAAAGAUUCUGUCUGUUAUUACGUAUGUUGGGCAGUACUGGCAAAGAAAUUUGAAAAGAGCAUUCCCUCAUGUAAAGAGCAAUGGGAUGAAUUGACAUCUAUAUAUCGGUCAGCUUUGGACGAUAAAAAGGAAUAUCCCGAUAUGCAACUCAAAUGGAGGUAUAUGGACUUGUUUGAUAGAAUAUUCGAUUACGGCAUGGAUUCUAAGCUAUUUCUUGGAUAUAAAAAGACACAAGAUAAUACUGUGGUUAAUAAACCUAUGACAUUUGGAGCUAAAAGAAUAAACAUCAAAAGCAAGUUGAUCGAGAACGGACAGAUAUCCGAAGACGAGGAAACAUACGACGAAAGAGGUUUCAUCAAGCGCACUAAAAAGACAAAUGGCGAUGUGAAAGCCUUCAAGAUACUUGAGUAUUUUUUCAAGAAUAAAGAUAAAUUCGCCUCUUCCCAAUACAAGAAACUGGCGCUAUGGGAAAUUGUUGCUAAACAAAUAGGGCUGUCUGCUACCGAAUGUGCUCAUCGAUUUCGGAAUUUCAAGCAGGUAUACACCGGAUACGUCCAGAGGGAAAUAAAUAAACCAGAGAAGCCCAUAAUAUGGCCAUACUACAGUUUAUGCAAAAAAGUAUUUGGGUACAGAGCCAUUAAAAAUAAGCUUAAAAACGGUAAAGUCGACUCGGAUGACGCCGAAGACUGGUCUGCGAAGGAGAUCAAACAAGUUAUCAACUAUUUUGCCAGAAAUUACUACAACUUUAUUGAUGAGGUUGAUGACAAAAGUAAAUGGGUGGAGUUAUCGCAGGAAUUGGGGAGAUCGACCACAAGUUGUUGCGACAAAUUCCUCGAAUUGAGAAAGUCGUAUAGAAAACUAAAAACUAUGAAGGCAAGGAAUCCAGACGUCAAGGUGUCGUGGAAGUAUUUCAACAUGAUGGAUGAUAUUUACCAGAAAGGUGUUCAGCAAAUAGAAGUUUUGGAGGACAUGGAUAUUGAUGACAUCGGUUAUGGAUAUGAUGUACUGACUCAGGAAGAUGACGAUUUUCAAUGUAUCAUCGUAAUGCCAGAUGGCGAGGAUAUAGAUAGCGCCCAAAUGUUACUACAAGACGAUACUCAGCAAGAAACAAAACAUGACACAGAUAUACGAACUGAAAACAAACGAAUCGUCACAAAGUGGAAUCGACGAAGCAAAACGCGUCUUCUCGGGCUCUAUUUAAAAUAUUUAAAAUCACAUAAAGACGAGGAAAUAAAUUUAACAGAAAUGUGGACAGAGAUUGCAUCCUCAAUGGAAGAGAAAACACCGAUAUCCUGCAAGAAGAUGUACCUUAAACUAAAAAAACUUCUUAACGAAAGCAAUAUUACAUCAUAUCACAGUUUGUUGGAGAAAAUCGUUGCUUUAAAACCAAAAUUCAAAAAAGCAACUUCUAAUCAAGAUUUAGAUUCGAUUAAGACUUUCAAAGAUGUGCAAAUUGACGAUCAAAAAGUAUGCAAUGCGCUGCUUUAUUACCUGCAGAAUCUCGAAGAUUUUGUCAGUCCGAAGUUUGAGAAGAAAUACCUAUGGACGGAACUUGCCAAGUUUAUAUCAGAACCUGUCAUUAAAGUUUUUAAUAAGAUCAACUAUUUGAAGGAAAAUUUUAAUAGUGAACUGUAUACCCCGUUCAGAGAUAUGCUCCAUGAGAUUAUUUCGAAAGAAAAUGCACUAAAAGAUGCAUUAUGUAACGACCUUCCUACUAUAGACGAAGAAGAUGUUGAAGAAACAUGGUCUGAUAUAGAAAUCGAACGUUUGCUAACUUGGUACUUGGCGCAUUUGGAUAAAUUCAAAAAUCCGAAAUUCGUGCGAAGUUACCUUUGGAUGGAGGCGUCGGACAUUUUGAAAAAGAGUCCAUUGGUUUGCUCGAAGAAGAUGUUGGAAAUAAGGUCCGAAUACCGGACAAUGGUUAAAGAGAGUCCAGAGACAUUGGACAGUUGGAAGUUUUAUAAUCUCUGCCAGCGUAUCUAUGGUACCGGGAAAAAGAGUACGAAUAGUUGAAAUAUUUAAAGCUAGCAACUUCCGAGUGUAAUUUCUUAUUUUCCCGCUGGAAAAAUAGCCAACUGGCAAAUUUCAUUAAAAUAAGCGGAUUUUGGUGGAAGACAGACCGACGAAAAGAAGCAAAAACGCAUCGUACAUUUUAGCAUGCGCUUUAAUAUGUAAUGUUAAGUAAGGAUUUUUAAUCUACAUCAUGAUAUUAAAUGUUUAAAGGUUCAUUUUGUGGCAACCACACGACAAGAUUUAUUUAUUUAUUAUAAAAGGCAUUUAUGUACCAAAACGGUUCGAGUAAAUUGUAAAUAUAAAAAAACUUAAAAGGCGGUACAGUAAAAUUAAAUGUAGCAUAUAAAUUAAAGUAAAAGUAAUACACAUAUUU